AUGUUUGAGGACAAAAGCAGGACGAGCUCCAGCUCUGAGCCGGAAGACAGCGAGAGGCUGCUUUCAGACGACGACAAUGCUAUUUACGAGCGAAAAACUCCCAGGAAGACAAGAUCUUGGAUCGCAACGACGGUGCUGGUCACUGCGACCGCAUGCAUUGCUGGGUUUACAGGAGCUUGGAUCGGGAGCAGCAACUGGAGACACAAUCCGACCGAAAUAUCCUGCACGAAGCAAUUGAAUCAGUUCUCUCCACUGUGGGGCGAGGUAGACAUCUCUUACGAGGUCAUCCAAUUCAAUGGAUCCUUAUUGAAAGAAAACAUCUUCCGGCAAGACGCUAGCCCGGAGGUGGAUGCUGCUUGGGAAUCACUUGGUGUCAAUUAUCGAGGUGUUGCCAUUCCCGCGGACAAGGCUGGGAAAGCCGGGAUCGCCAAGGAUCAGGUCAAGGUCUCCGAGAAAUACGGCGGAGGAUACCCAGCGAAUGUGGAAGGACUUCAUCACCUACAUUGCCUGAAUUUGCUCCGCCAAACCUUGUACUACAACUAUGAUUAUUACCGGAACGAGGGCAAAGGAGCUUUCUUGAAUGCAGACCACAUAGUCCGCAAGCACGUCUCGCACUGCCUCGACAUAAUUCGCCAGCAGCUCAUGUGCACCGUCGACACCGGCGUCCUUGGCCAGGUUUGGUACAAGCCGCAUGAUGCGCCACUGGAAGCUUAUGUCGACUUCAACACGCACCACAAAUGUCGCAACUUCGAUGCCGUCCGCGCCUGGGCCGAAGAACAUCAGAUGCCUGCCACCGUUCCCAACGACUUCCUCCAGCCUCCCGCACCCGGUGAUACCAUCUACACUUCUAUUCCGUAA
Lasiodiplodia theobromae is the source of this 858-nucleotide messenger RNA. RefSeq names its product Tat pathway signal sequence. The coding region runs from base 1 to 858 and encodes 285 amino acids. NCBI's taxonomy places the organism in Eukaryota, Fungi, Ascomycota, Dothideomycetes, Botryosphaeriales, Botryosphaeriaceae. The record is from RefSeq and is a predicted model, not a curated record. Gene Ontology annotation, biological process: mycotoxin biosynthetic process. The transcript has 5 exons.